AUGUGUUGCAACUACUGCAGAAACUCCUGUGGGUACUGUGGAUAUGGCUCUGGCUGGAGUUCCGGCUGUGGAUAUGGUUGUGGCUAUGGCUGUGGAUACGGCUCUGGCUGUAGAUAUCGCUCUGGAUAUGGAUUUGGCUCUCGCUAUGGCUGUGGAUACAGCUCUAGCUGCUGUGACUACCAACCACUUUGCUACAGAAGAUGCUAUUCCUCUUGCUACUAA
Piliocolobus tephrosceles (Ugandan red Colobus) is the source of this 222-nucleotide messenger RNA. RefSeq names its product keratin-associated protein 21-2-like. The record is from RefSeq and is a predicted model, not a curated record. The transcript has a single exon. The coding region runs from base 1 to 222 and encodes 73 amino acids. Lineage: Eukaryota; Metazoa; Chordata; Mammalia; Primates; Cercopithecidae.